Molecule: messenger RNA, 2556 nt
Organism: Colias croceus (clouded yellow)
Lineage: Eukaryota; Metazoa; Arthropoda; Insecta; Lepidoptera; Pieridae
Product: ATPase family protein 2 homolog
Exons: 2
Coding region: 84-2327 (747 amino acids)
Cellular component (GO): cytoplasm
Molecular function (GO): ATP hydrolysis activity; ATP binding
Source: RefSeq, a predicted model, not a curated record
AAAAACAUAACCCUAUAAAAAAGUAACCCUGAAAUUUUUCAAAUUACUAUGCCACAGUGUAUUUCAACAAAUUUCUAGUGAAAAUGCCCCCAAAACAAGCCAAAAAAACCUUAUGGGCGGAGUGCGAGAAAUGUAAUUGCAAUGUUCUGUCAAAUGAUAAAAAUAUUCAUAUCGAACUAGGUUGUGAGAAAGAUCAAAUAAAAUGUCCAUAUAUUGAAAACGGGCAAUUAUUUUCUUGGCUAGAACGUAGUAGUGCACUGCCUGAUAAUGCUCCGAGGAAUGCAGUGUUGAUACACCCGUCAGCAGGGACCUUAAUAGGAGCUGUGAUCGGUAGACCAUUGGAGCUGAAGAAAGACGGUGCUCCAACUAUAUUGAAACGUAUGUGGCCGUCCAAAGCAUCUUCUCCAGCUGCAGUCAUUCUCCCUGCUGCAGAUCUCACAGGAGGUUGGUGCAGUGAUAACAAGAAAGUAAGUGUGUCCGUCUUGCAAGCCGAUGUUCCUAAGGCUUCCAAUAUAUGUGUUAAGAUCAGAAAUCAUAAAAUAGACACAGAUAUAGCAGAUAUUUUAAAGGAGAACUUUAAAAACUAUUAUGCCUGCAUUGGAAGUAUAAUUGUAUAUUAUUAUUUUGGAAAAAAAUUGGAAAUAGAAGUUUUGAAUGUGAAAUCAAAGCAGCAAACUGAUGCUCACCCUUGGUUUGUUCUGUCUGACGAUACAUUGUGGAGUAUUGAAAAGAAAACUGCCCAAAAAGUUAAAAAGAAAACGCAUGUUAUAGGUGGUGUUGAUGAUAUUAUAGAUGAAAUUAAAACUUUAAUACAAAUAUCCUUUAAUACAGAAGGAUUUGCAGCUAAUUUUCAACCCACCAGAGGACUUUUACUGUAUGGCCAUUCUGGUAUAGGAAAAACGGCUAUAUGUAAAUAUUUAAUUGACAAUUUGAAUUGCAAUCAUGUUGAAAUCAAUGGGCCUACGAUAUUCAGCAAGUAUUUUGGUGAAACUGAAGCUUCUAUGAAAAAGCUAUUUGCCCAAGCCAUAGAUAAUGAACCAUGUAUAGUUUUAGUAGAUGAGAUAGAGACUAUAUGUCCAAGACGCUCUGCUGGAAGCACGGAGCAAGAACGGCGGGUUACUUCAGCUUUUGUAGCAUUAUUAGAUAGUUUGCAUGAAGAAAAUAGUCAGGUCUUUAUUCUGGCCACAACAAGAAAGCCAGAUGCCAUUGAUCCUAUGUUACGACGAUUUGGGCGAUUGGAUAAGGAAAUAGAGGUAUCAGUACCAGACAGAAUACGAAGGAAGGAAAUUUUAUAUGCUCUGCUUAAGGAACUACCUAAUAAAAUAUCUUCUCACGAUAUAGAUGCUAUAUCUGAUCUAGCUCAUGGUUAUGUGGCCGCUGAUAUGGUCAACUUGUGUACACAAGCAUCCCUCAAGUGUAUUAAAAGAAGGAGCGAAUUUAUAGAAAAGGACGACUUGAUAACUGCUCUAACAAUCGUGAGACCAAGCGCAAUGAGGGAAUUACUAAUUGAAAUACCAAAUGUAAGAUGGUCAGAUAUUGGAGGCAUGGAUGAUUUAAAACUAAAGUUACGUCAAGCAGUCGAAUGGCCAUUGAAACACGCAGAGAGCUUCCUAAGAUUAGGAAUACGACCACCAGCUGGCGUUCUCUUGUACGGACCUCCAGGGUGUUCGAAAACUAUGAUCGCGAAAGCAUUGGCGACUGAAAGCGGCCUGAACUUCCUAUCAAUUAAGGGCCCAGAAUUAUUCUCGAAGUUUGUGGGCGAAUCUGAGCGUGCUGUACGCGAUUUAUUUACGAAAGCGCGUCAAGUUGCUCCAUCGAUCAUAUUCUUUGAUGAAAUGGACGCGAUUGGCGGCGAAAGGGGGGCCGGAGAAGCUGGUGUACAUGAAAGGGUGUUAGCGCAAUUGCUCACAGAGUUAGAUGGUGUAGUGCCCCUGAAAUCUGUGACAAUACUUGCAGCUACGAACAGACCAGAUAGAAUGGAUGCGGCACUUCUCCGACCGGGAAGAUUGGAUAGGUUAAUCUACGUGCCAUUACCUGAUUUUGAAACGAGAUUACAGAUAAUAGAAUUGAAAUUAUGUAAAAUGAGUAUAAGUGACGAUGUUAAUUCGCAUAUUCUUGCAACGAAAACUGAGGGAUUCUCGGGAGCGGAGAUACAAGCUUUGUGUCAUGAGGCGGCUUUGCAAGCGUUAGAGAAAGAUCUAGAAUGUCCUGCUGUAUGUAUGGAGCAUUUCGAAAAUAUCCUGUCGAAACGAGAUUUUAAACCGAGAACGCCUCAAUCGUUAUUGGAUAUAUACGAACAAUUUGCGUCAGGACAAAGAUCGAGUUAAUAUAUUUAAAUAUGUAUAAUGUAUAUGUAUAAAUAUAAAUGUUAUUACUUAGCCUAUAUUUUAAGAAAGUCCUCUACCUCAUAAAGUUUGCAGUUCCUCUCUAUUCUCAAUUUAUACAUACGAUAUAGCUAUUACAAUACAACUAACAUAUUAUUUUUUAUAUUAAAAAUAAAAGCAAUAUCAUUUUAAAAAUGUAUUUAUUCUGUAAGAAAUGUUUAUACUUGUAUAU